AUGGAGACUCUUGGAAGGGGCUAUGUUUUCCCGUUGGAAAACUAUAAAGUAAGUUUUCAAACAAAUAAAUACUCAUUUUUAAAAAACACGUGACAUCACUAAAAUAAAAAUAUUCACGUGUUUUCUAAAUGCUCAUUUCUCGAUUUACUAGAUUCAAAAAAUGAUCCUUCCUCUUGUGAGAUCAUUUGCUUUCUAAAAAAAACUAAUAUUUUGGUUUUCAGAAAGGUGCCCGGGUUUGGCAUCGCCAUCCACAUUUGAUUUGGAUUGGCGGACAGUUGGAGCACGACGUCAGUUUUGAGACGAGGAAAAUUCGACUGAAGCUUGACGAUGAUACGGUAAGUUCUGAAUAUUUUGUCUUCAAACCCUUUUGUCAUGUUUACUUACUGACUCAUUUUGGGUUUUGAAAUAUUUUUCUUAUCAUAUGCAUAAUUGAAUAUGAUAGAUAGGGAAAAGUGUUCGAAAAAGUUAUCAAGAAUAUUUUUUGCAGACCGCUGAAUUCGAUAUCUCGUCAUUCGAACAACUGCCGUUUUUGAGGAAUCCGCAAAUUUUGGUUGGAAAGGAUGAUCUCACACUGUUAUCAUAUUUGCACGAACCCGCAGUUCUCCACAACUUGGAAUUCCGAUUUGUGGAUCGACAAACAAUAUACACAUAUUGUGGAAUUGUUUUGGUCGCAAUAAAUCCAUAUUCGGAUUGUUCACAUUUAUAUGGCGAGGAUAUAAUUCAAGUUUAUCGAGGAAUCGGAAAAUCGGUUCGAGAACUCGAUCCACACAUUUUCGCAGUCGCUGAAGAAGCAUUUUUUGAUAUGCGCGAAUUCUCGAAAUCGCAAUCAAUUAUUGUUUCGGGAGAAUCCGGAGCUGGAAAAACAGUGUCGGCGAAAUUUGUGAUGCGAUAUUUGGCAUCGGUGGCAUCAUCGAAUAAAAAAGGAGGAACAACUGGAAUUGAGCAAAGAGUAUUAGCGAGUAAUCCAAUUAUGGAAAGCAUUGGAAACGCCAAAACAAUUCGAAAUGACAAUUCGUCUCGUUUUGGAAAAUUUAUUCAAAUCAACUUUGCUGAUAAUGGAAAACGAAUCGCUGGAGCUGAAAUGAAGACGUAUUUGCUCGAAAAAAGUCGACUAGUAUUCCAAGCACCCGGUGAACGAAAUUAUCACAUUUUCUACCAAAUGUGUGCAGCCAGACAUCAUCCAAUUGUCAAAGAUUUGCAUUUGGGUGGUUGUGAAUCAUACAGUUAUCUUGUGCAAGGUGGAGAUAGUCGAAUUCCCGGUGUUUAUGACAAACAUGAUUUUGAUGAUCUUGUGAAUGCUCUCGGUCUUCUUGGAUUUGAUGAAAAGCAAAGUGCAGAUGUUUUCCGACUUCUCGCUGGUAUUCUUUUGCUCGGAAAUGUUCAUUUUGAUAAUGGAGAAGGUUGUUCAGCAGUUGCCGUGAGUUUUUAUAAUUUUUUUUCUCAUAAUUUUGAUCACAAUUUUCUUUUCAGGCAUCCUCAUCAACUGAAAUCGCUCAACUCUGCUCCCAAAUUUGGAAUAUUGAUGAGAACGCAUUGCGAAUUUGGUUGACACGACGAGAAAUUCGAGCUGUCAAUGAAGUUGUCACCAAAAGUUUGACAAAAGAUGAAGCGAUUCGAUCGCGAGAUGCUCUCACAAAAAUGGUUUACUCCCAGUUGUUCAAUUAUCUGGUUGAGAAAAUAAAUGGAGCGCUGAAUGAAAAUGUGACGGCAGCGACACCGAUGAAAAAGAAAAUCGAGCGAUUCAUCGGAGUCCUCGAUAUUUAUGGAUUCGAAACAUUCGAUGUCAAUUCAUUCGAGCAGUUUUGCAUCAAUUAUGCAAAUGAAAAACUGCAACAACAAUUCAAUCAACACGUUUUCAAAUUGGAACAAGAAGAAUAUGUGAGAGAAGAAAUUGAUUGGGUUCGAGUCGAUUUUCAUGAUAAUCAACCUGCUAUUGAUUUGAUUGAAGGACCAAUUGGAUUAAUUAGUCUUCUCGAUGAACAAUGCAAAAGAUUGAAUGGAAGCGAUAUUGAUUGGCUCAGUCAAUUAAACAAUAAUUCCGAAUUGAAAAGAAAUCCACAAUUGACAUUCCCACGAGUUCGAUGCAAUGAUUUCAUUGUUCGCCACUUUGCUGCAGAUGUCACUUAUACAAUCGAUGGAUUUGUUGAAAAAAAUCGAGAUGCGAUUGGAGAACAAUUAUUGAAUGUCAUUGCAUCGAGCCAAUUUGAAUUCAUGCGGAAUGUUGUUGAAAGUGCGAGAAUAAUUCCGCCAUCAAAUGGAACACCAACAUUGAAAAGAGGUGGAAAACGAACCGUCGCCAGCCAAUUUAGAGAUUCGCUCAAAGAAUUGAUGAAUGUUUUGUGUUCGACAAGACCGCAUUAUGUUAGAUGCAUCAAGCCGAAUGAUAGUAAAACAAGGUAAUUUUGUUUUUUUUAUUGAAAAUUGCUAAUUUUUGUUAUUUACAGCUUCGAAUUUGAACCAAAACGAGCUAUUCAACAACUUCGAGCUUGCGGUGUUUUGGAAACUGUUCGAAUUUCGGCAGCUGGAUUUCCAUCUCGAUAUCCUUAUGAUGAAUUUGCUCGAAGAUAUCGAGUUCUAUACACGAAACAAUCUGUCGCACUUUGGCGAGAUUCACCCAAAGAAUUCGCCAAAUUGGCCUGCGAAGAAUGUUUAGAAGAUGGAAAAUUCGCAUUGGGAAAAUCGAAAAUAUUUUUGAGAACCGGACAAGUUGCGAUUUUGGAACGAGUUCGAUUGGAAAAACUGUCAUCGGCAGCUGUUAUGAUUCAAAAAACAUGGAAAGGAUUCGUUGCUCGAAGAAAUUAUGAGACGAAAAAGAAAGCAUUGCUCAUUGUACAAGCUUCUCUCAAAGCAUUUUUGGCUUUUCGAAGAAUCAAGUAUUUACAAAUGCAUCGAGCUGCGAUUACAAUGCAAACGGCUGUGAGAGGAUUUAUCGAAAGACAGAAAUAUAAUCGAUUACGGAAAUGUGUUAUUGCUAUUCAAUCGCAUUAUCGAGCACAAGUUGUUAGAAGAUAUGUGGAAAAGGUGAGCGAAAAAAUUCUGGGAUUUUUUUAUUUGAGCCAAAUUUUCGUUUAUUAAAAAAAUAAUUUCAGAUACGCUAUGAAAAAUCGGCGAUCGCAAUUCAAUCAGCUUGGAGAGGAUAUCAAGUUCGCAAGGAACAAAUUGCUCGAAGAAAGAAAAUUAUCAUGGUUCAAUGUGCUGUCAGAAAAUUCUUGGCGAAAAAACGACUUCGUGAGCUCAAAGUAAGAUUAUUUUAAAAUAUCUGCUUUUCAAAUUUUCAUAAUUUUUUUUAGAUCGAAGCUCGAUCUGUUGUCCAUCUUCAAAAACUGAAUACCGGAUUCGAAAACAAAAUUAUUGAAUUGCAAAUGAGAUUGGAUAGUGUGGUGAGUGCAUUUUUAUUAUUUACACGAAGAUUAUUUUUUAUUUUUGAGUGAUUCUUGCUCUUUUUCAUAAUGAGAAAUUAGAAUAUCAAAAUUUCGACUUUUUUUGCACAUCUUCAUAUUUUUUCUAUCGAUUUUCAAUAAUAAUCAAAUGAUGUUCUCGAAAAAAAGCAAAUGUGAAAAACAUUUUAUGACAUUUGUUCUAUAUUUUAUUCAUUCAAACAUUUGAUUUAUUCACUUGUCUCAAACAAGUUGUUGCGAGUUUUUGUUUUGGGGCAAAUAAGACGCAUUUUUGAGAACUAGAAGAGUCCUUGUGGGAUUUCGUCGGGUUGUUUUGUUCUCAACAUUUUUUUGAAUAACUUGUUUGUUUUUUCUAGUUUUUGUGAAAAUUAGAAAAUUUUUUGAAAACUAGAAGUAGGUUUAGUUGGGAAUGGAAUUUUUUGUUUUCAUGCCAAAAUGCAGUUUUUAAAAAAUUAUAAUUCAAAUUUAUUAUUGGUUUUGGAAUAUUCAGAAGAUCUGGAAAUAUGAAAAGUACUUAAGUCUUAAUUUGUGAUGUGGAUUUCAAGAUAAUUCAAAUGUCGUAUUUUUUCCGGUUGAACACACAUGUUGCUGUUGUUUCGCGACAAUCAUCAUUAAUCAAAAGAUGUUUUUUUCUAUUUAUUUCUUUCCUGAACACUUUUCUAUAUUUAUCUAUUACUUACAAAAACAAAAGAUGCAUUUCAGGCAUCAUUAUAUUUUUUUGGUACUUGAAAUGCGUUUUUUUUGUUUAGUGAGUCGUUCACAUUUUGUUCGGAUUAUGGCCUGAUUUUUAAAGUGAGAGGAAACGAGCUAUUUUAUUUUGUGUUUUUCAAAUGAGUUUUUCGUAGUCCCGUGUGAAUUUUUUUGAGCUAUGAGAUUUUAGGUUCUAUGGGGAUAUCAAAUUUUAGAGAAUAGUUUUUUUUAAAGAUCCAAAUCCAGUUUUGAGAACCAUCCAACCAUGUGCAAAUUCAUUGCAAUUAAAAGAUUAAACUAGCCGAUCAUUUAACACGUGAUCCAUCUCAAAAGCGUCACAAAGUUUUUUUUUUCGAAACAAAAAUUUCAAGUUUCCGGUCUUUCGCAAAAAGCAAACAUAAACAAUAGAGAAAAUAAAGAUGAUUGCCUCAUUUUUUGACAGUUUGAUUAUAAUUUUUUUAUGCUUCUCGAAAAAUUUAUUUGCUAUUCGACCAACAUUAUUCUCUUUCUCAAAGAAUUCCUCAUUUUUGUGUUCUGGAAUAUCCCAAGGGGUCAAAAUAAGGACAAAUCGUGUUUGGGUUCUUUUUUUUUGACAUAUUCUUCAUUUUUUUCGAAGCAUUUUUUGUUUGUUGAUUCGGUCAGAACAUGUUCUUCGCUGAUUAAUUGAUGUUAUUUUUUUUUGUUUGGCGGACAUGUUUUUUUGUUCCUUUUUAAUUGCUUCGGUGAUUAUUGCCUAUCAUAUAUACAGUAGUUUAGAAAAAAAUAAAACUAGGACAAGAAUAGUUUGUGUCUUAAUUUUUUUGGGGGAAUUAUUUGUUUUCCAACAGUUGUUCUUUUUUAAAUAUUAACAUUUCUGAUCACCCGUUCACCAAUUUCUCACUAUUUGCACACAAAAUAAACAGUGUAUUUCACUCAAAUUUUCACCCCCUUUCCACUUGGAAACAUUCCAUGUUUAUUUGUGUAUUUAUUCAAAAAUAUUUCCUUUUCUUAUAUCUCCAAAAAAUUGUAGUUUGGUGGAUUGAGCAGAAACACAUUAAUCUUAUAUUCUUUUUUUCUCAUAUGAUUUAUGUGAUGAUGAAUUUGCAGACUGGACGCGCGAAAGAAGAGUCGGAGAAAUUGGCAGCAGCGAAUCGAGAAGUCGAGAAAACACAUGCUGAAUUGGCCAUGAUGGAAGCUGAAAGGUUUGUUUUGAUUGACUUUGAAAAAUUUACCAUAGAAAUCAUCACGGGAAAAAUCGGUCCUUCUAGGAACAUCUAGCAAAUUUCUCAAAAAAUCUGAAACUUGAAAAUUUUAAACCAGAGAACUAGGGCUAAAAAUAAUGGAGCCAUAUUUUCGAGUUUUUUGUAUAGUUUUGAUGUUUGAGAAUUUAAAUCAAAUCAGAAGCUUGAUUUACUUUCGAUUAUUUUUUUCUGGAUUUCUGGCAUCCGAAUCUUAUGUUUUCCGAACCCCAAAAUAAUCAUACAUUUUUCAGAUUGACACUUUUGGAGGCUCGCCAUCGUGCAGAAGUUCUUCAGGCUGAAGUCGAACGACUUGAAACAGAAUGUGAUGUGAAAGAAGGACAACGUGGAGGACUCGAAAAUAAAAUGGUUGAAUUGCAAAGUAAAUUGGAUCAGGUUAGUGAUGCUCUUCUUUUUUUUAUAAUUGACUUACUUGUGUACUUUUGAGCUUCACUUCAUUAUUUUAACCGUUUUCCUCUUUUCUCGUUCUAGCCGUUAAAAAUGAAGAAAAAUUGCAAUUUUCUCGAAAGUCAUAAAAAUGGAAGAAAAACAGCUCUUCCUCCUUUCUUCUUCUCAUUUUGUAUAUUUUCCAGAUACAAGCUGAAAGUUCGCUGAAAAUUAUGGAAUUGACUGAAGCCAACGACAAAUUGAAUGCUGAAAAAUUGACGUGGAAUGAGGAAAAAGAUCGAUUGAUUGUUGAAUUAAAUGCAGGUUGGUCAAUAAAAUUGAAAAAGAUGUCACGUGUUUAUGACGUGACAUUUAUCGAUAUUUUAAAUUUCGUUUAUUUUUUCAGAAAGAUCAACACGAAGUGCAUUAGAUUCGGAAGUUGUUGCAAUGAAAGAGCAACUCAUCAAAAAUGUGAAUUUGUUUGAAUCCGGAGCAAUGAGUUCGAGAUUAUCAAAUGUUCGAAGAAAUGAUGAAUCAAGAACAACUUCGAAUUUAUCAGAUAUUCAAUUAUCUCAACCAACAACAAUAAUAUCUGCGCGAGGUUCUCCAGAAGCACAAUUAGAUGAUGUUGCAUUAAUUAUUCGACAACAAAAUAUGAUAAAUGAAAUGAGACAAAGAAUGGAACAUUCACAAAGAGAAACAGCUCGAAUGAAAGCAAUGUUAGAAGCAUCUUCAUUAAUUGAAUCACUUGAUAAGAAAACAUCAUUGAGAGCAUUUGAAACGAGUAAAAUGAUUGAAUUGGAAAAUGCAUAUACUCGAUUGAAAGCCGAUAUGGAAAAAUUGAUAAUUGAAAGAGAUAAUUCGAAUAAUAUUCAUGCGGUAUUUGAAAGAAUUAUGGAAGAAAAUGAAAGAUAUCGAGAAGAAGCGGCUGAACUUCGAGCUAUGUUAUCAAGUCAUUUUGAAAAACAAUCUGUCAAUGGAUCGACUGCAAGAAGAUCGCCAAGACCUGAUUCUGGACAUUGUUCUGGUGCAGAUUCAGAAGAUGGAAGUUCGAAUGUUGAUUUGGAAGAAGAUUUGUGUGUUGAAAGACAGUGUAGAUAUUUGAAGAAUUUGGCAGAGUAAGAGAAAACGGAGUUAAUGAAAACAAAAAUGUUUUUUUUUCAGAAAUCUGACAAGGAUGUUGACAAAUCAGAACCUUGAGAUGGAACGUCUUCAAAAUCAACAACGAAUGAGUGAACAGCAAAUUAGUAUGGUGAGAGAUUUUCAUUGGGAAAGGCAGUUUCGGGGAUAGAUUCGAUUUUUGUGGAGCACAAAUCGUUUACGAUGAAAAUUCCAUGAAAAUUGUUUCCAGAAAUUUAAAAGGUUUAAAAAAAUAUUCAAAAUUUCUGCAAGAUUUUCGAUUAUCGAGAAAUCGAUGGCUAAAAAUUUAUAUCGAACACUUAUUUGAAAAUGGGGUUUCCCAUCAAAUAAUUUUCGAGAUGAUAUCGAAAAAAAAUCUCAAAGAAUUUCAUAAGUUAAUUUUCCCGCCUCGGUUGAUAUGUCUAUCGUAGUUGAUCUUCGAAUCAAUAAUCUGUUAGUCAUUUUCAUUUUUUGUCAAGUUUUUAUUGUUUGAUAGUAUCAAUCUGGUUUAUCCGUCCUUUCGCAUAUCUUACAAUGUAAUAAUUGUAAAAUGUUGGGUUUUUCGUUGGUAUUUGAAAUUGCUUGUCUUUUGUAAAUAUCUCAUAGUCCAUUUCAUCUUUCACUUUUUAUUUCAAAAAAAAAACCUUCUUCUGAACAAUUAUCGACUAUUUUUUCUUCUUCUUUCGAAUGAUUCAUUUAAUAUUCAUAAAUUACUCUCCAUUACUUUCUCUUCUUUUUUUCUCACUUCCGCCCAAUUCGAUCCAGUUUAUUUACUAUUUACCUCUUCGCCAACCGAAAUUUGAGUCGAUCUUUUUUUUCUGUUUUUGAAACGUGACACUAUACGAGUUUCACACUGUUUUUGAGAAUAUUUUGUGAUUUUUAUUGAAUUCAAUUCAAUUUAGAAUAAUAAUAAUAAUCGGAGAUGAGUAGUUGUGUUUGAACACCUUUAUUGACCUAAUUUUGACGUUUUACAAAACUGGUUUCGCCUUUUUCCUGUUUUUGGAAAGUUAUCGAUUUUUACUUACACUUUGCUGGUCAAAAUAAUUGUUUUUUUUUUCAUUUUGAGGUUUGCUAUUCAGAAUUUAUUGUAAUUUCGGUUGUCAACGAUACUUUUAUUGAGAAAAAUUCGUUUUGGGUCCUUGAAAAUUUUUUUAAAAGUGGCCAAAAAUUAUUUCAAAAUCUUGACCUUUUUCUCGAUCAAAAAUUUUCUCAUUUUUCUUUGAAAUAUUUAUGAAAUAGACCGUUAAGAUAUAUUAGGUAUCCAAAAUUGCCACGUCAAAAAUAAUGUUCAGAAUCAAACCUAACAACUUUGACAUCAAGAUUCAUUACCCACCAAAAAUCUACAGUGAAAGCUCAAAGAUAUCAUCUUUCUUCUUCCAAAUUGUUUCAUUUUUCGGAAUUCCUCAUAAUUUAUCUUUUGGCAAAUCAUCUCAUUUCCUUUCAACAUUUCUCCCCCUUUUUCUACCGUUACCAUGACAAUAAUCUGAUCCUAUAAAUCCUUGCUUCUUUUCUCCUUCCUCUUCUUCUAUUCAUAUGGUCAUUUUCCUUCUUUUUUUCUCUUUUUAUAUAUUUUCUCAACACUUGUUUAUGUCUCGUCCAGGCACAUAUUCGUUAUUUUUUGGCUCGUUGACUCAAUUCAUAUGGGACCCACCGAAAAAUGCAUUUUUUGCGUGCUGAGCACUCUUUUUCUCGUUUUUUUUCCUCGAAAUCCACUCGAAUCCAGCAGAUUUUUAAUUAUUUUCAGUUUUGUGCCUCAAAUGACCCGACUCUAUUGAUUUUUUGGCUUCUUUUUCUUUUUUUCGAUGGAGCCAGCCACAUUCAUUUGUAAUUCAUGUCUUUCCGAAUUUUCCGCUCUUUUGUUCUUUCUCUUUUUUCUACGAGUUAUAGUUUUUUAGUAGAAUGCUUGAAUUCGAUGAGGUUGGUACUUCUGGACCUCCACCACCAACUGUUGUUCAGCGACUUGCUUCAACAGCUGCAUCUGAUUUUUAUUGUAUGACUUUUGAUGAACCAGAUGAAGAUGUUGAUCAAUUGAGUACAUCAACUAAUAGUAAGGUAUUGUGAUAGUUUAGAUUUUAUGACAUUCAAAAUAUUGUUGGGAACGGAAAACUGGGUUUCAGUAUGAAUUCAACUUCCAGAUCAAGAUUUUCUACAAAAAAAUUAAAAUGUAUGAUUCUAUCAAAAAAUAUGGCUCCUGAAAUAAUAUUUUUAGUAAAUAUUUACGGUUUGUUAAAGCUGCAGCUGUAAAUUAUUAUUUUUAUAUUUAGGAAAUAUUUUUGAGAAUCCGGACGUUUCAUCCUGAAAUCUGAAAAGUAGUCAGUUUUGAAACAAUCAAUUUUCUAACCUUUUUAUUCUGGGAAAUGCGGAAGUUUUCCUGCACAAACCAGGUAUUGAUGGUUUUUCAUGAAAACAAAAUUUGGAAACAUUUACUCGAAAAAAAACGGAUUAUCCCCGGAUUAGGUCCAAUUUAAAAACCAUUUCCAAAAAAAUGUUGAAAUUUUUUGCAGCGACCAUCGGAUUGUUCGUUGGACGAAGCUGUUCGAGGUGUUCAUAAACAUGUUCAACUUCUCGCACAACAAAAUAUGGUAAACCGUUCCCAUCUCUUCAUUCUCAUCUAAUUCAAUUUUGAAUUCAGGAUCUCAACGAGAAACUUUGUCGACAAUCGGAAGAAUUGACAGAAGCACGUGCACAACUUCGAGGAUACAGUGGACCACUUGGAUUAGGUGAGAGACGAGCAGCAGCGGCAGGGAAACGCAUGCUUUUCCGCAAUCUUUCGCCCGCAAAAUCGAUGUUGUCAUCGAUUGGCGGAUAUAAUGAAUUGGGUGGUUGUGGUGAUACAUUCAUUGAUGGAAGUGGACCACUUCUUUCACCAUCCUCAACCACAUCUUCAACAUAUUAUUCAAUGGUGACUGAUAUUGCACCACAAUCUACAUCGAAAUGGGUUUGGACAUCACCAGCAAAUCGUGUUCCUCCAAUGAACCAAUUUGAAUAUCAAAAUGGUUUCAAAGACACUCUUAUUUCAUAUUUUGCUAGUUUAUUGAAUCGCCUUGGUUUGAAUUAGUUUGUUGUGUUUCUUUGUAAAAGUGGUGAUGGUUGUUCAGCAUGGUUUUGUUCACAAAUAUUUAUCCACUUUUUCGUUGUUUGUACAAGUUGAUUAUUAUUAUUAUUGAUUAGCAGUUACCAAUUUGUUCAAACUAAUCUUUCGAUUUUUGUUUGAAUAAUCUGGAACCGGUCUAUUCAAUCAAUUAACUCGAUCAGAUCUGCACCCAUCACCACUUUUCAGUUUUUCUUUCCUUUUCCUAACCUGUAUUCCUUUUCCUUUUUUCCUCGUGCAAACCUAGUCACAUGUUUUAAUAUUUUUCCCGGUAUUUUGUUAAUUGAAUAGUACAAUGUUUUUGUUGUUGCAUAAAUUGUUUUAUUGUUUAACCCUCUGCUUUCAGCUUCAUUUUUGAGUUUGAUUGACAUCUGAUGCGUAACGGAUUUAUUAAUGUCUCUCGGGGCCCCCUUAACUUUUCCCUUUUUUCUUAUUCCAACAAUUUCUUAUUUUUUAUAGAAAACACUUCGGACGAAGAUAUUAUUCGAUUGGAAACAUUCCAAAAGGAUAAAGCAAUUCCACACCAAGGAUUAUUAGAGGUUUACAACGUUCCUGAAUUUUCGAGAAUCAUUGUUUGUGGUGAGUGAAGUUUUUCAGGAUUUAUUUUCGAAUCUAAUGAUGUAUUUUUGUUUAGAAUUGAAACCACGUCUUGCUCGAUUACUAACCAAGAAUUUGCCAGCCUACUUACUUUUUGCCGCCUUCCGAACUCAUGAUGAAAACAAAGACGAAACGGCCCUCACCAGCUUGUUCUCUUCAGUCCAUAUUGUACUCAAAGAUACGAUCUCGGUGAGUUUUUUUUUGAAAAGUAGUUUUUGAGCUCCAAAAAUUAGGAGCUAUUUCAAAAUCAAAGUAUUAAUUUUGAAUAUGGAGUAUCAUAAUUGAAAAUUCCUUCUCAUUUCUAAAAUUGGAACUUUUUUGAAAUUUCACAAUCAAGUCGAAUUAGAAUUUAAAAAAAACUCUCUUUCCAGAAUUCGCACGAUCUUGAACUUUUAUCGUUAUGGCUUGUGAAUACCUGGCGUCUUUUCAAUUUACUCCGACAAUAUGCCGGAAAUGACACUAAUCCUGAAUGGCAAGCUGCCAACACUGAACAACAAGCCAAAUAUCGAUUCAAAUCCUAUGACGUCACUCCAAUUCGUGAUCAACUCAAACUUCGCGUCGAAGAAUGCUAUAUGAAUUUGAUGAAAAAAGCAAUUGAACACGCAUUUUGCCCGAAAAUUGUGCCUGGAAUAUUGCAUAAUGAAAGUAGUAGUGAUUUGAUGACAGCUGGACAAGAUCGAAGAGAACGAGGAUCAUCGGCAAGUUCGGAAAAUACACAGAAAAAGACACUUGAUGAUUUGUUGAAAUAUGUGAGUUACCAUAACUUUGGAGAUGAAAAAUAGAAUAAUUAUUGUUUUGUUUAGGUUGAUAUGGUUCAUUCUCGAUUAUUAACAUAUGGUGCAGAUGCUAUAAUUGUUAAUCAAGUAAUCGGUCAUAUGUGUCAUUGGAUGUGCUCACUUGCUCUUAAUAAUAUGAUGUUUAGAAGAGAAUUGUGCAAUUUUGAAAAAGCCAUUCAAAUUAAACAUAAUGUAACUGAAGUACAAUCUUGGCUUCAGGCCAAAGGAUUGUCAUCAUUCCGCGAACAUUUGGAACCACUUGUACAAGCUUGUCAUUUAUUGCAAAGUCGAAAAGAUGAAUCGAAUUUGGAUACUUUAUGCGGUGAAAUGACGAGUAAAUUGAAACCUCGUCAAGUUGUUGCAAUUCUUCAACAUUAUGAUCCGGAUCCAGAUAUGGAAGAGGAAAUGUCGCCAGCGUUUUUGAUUAAAGUUCAGAAGAAAUUGAAUGAAAGAGCGGCUGCGAAUGGGGAUCCAAUUGAAGAUAAGGUUGGUAUUUUCAUAAUUUUGAAUCAGACGGGGUGAGAAUAAAAACAAAGGAUAACCCCAAAAUAUGGAUUAGAAAAAAAUUUAGUCAGAUAUCCACAUUUUUCCAGAAUGCAUUGAUAAUGCGCGGAACUUAUGCUCCACCAUUUGAUACAACUCCAUUCUCAUAUAGUGAUUUCCCACUGGAAACUCUCAGUCUACCAAGUUGCCUACAUUUGCAGAAUGUUUGCAGACUUAUCUAA
This is a messenger RNA of Caenorhabditis angaria, 12000 nucleotides long. NCBI's taxonomy places the organism in Eukaryota, Metazoa, Nematoda, Chromadorea, Rhabditida, Rhabditidae. The record is from the annotation of a GenBank genome assembly.